Messenger RNA from Apodemus sylvaticus (European woodmouse), 684 nucleotides. RefSeq names its product F-box protein 17 (gene Fbxo17). Lineage: Eukaryota; Metazoa; Chordata; Mammalia; Rodentia; Muridae. Gene Ontology annotation, biological process: glycoprotein catabolic process; SCF-dependent proteasomal ubiquitin-dependent protein catabolic process. Gene Ontology annotation, molecular function: ubiquitin protein ligase activity; protein binding. Gene Ontology annotation, cellular component: SCF ubiquitin ligase complex; cytoplasm. The record is from RefSeq and is a predicted model, not a curated record.
AUGGGAGCCAGGCCCUCAUGACGGCAGGUGACCGACGUUCCACGCAUGGCUCCGACCAAGCUGCCCCCUGAGCUGCUGGUGCAGGUGCUGUGCCACGUGCCUCCUCGCGCGUUACUGACCCGCUGCCGGCCAGUGUGCCGGGCCUGGCGCGACCUGGUAGAUGGCCUAAGUAUAUGACUUCUACAGAUGGCUCGCGACCGCAGCGUGGAGGGCAGAGCCCUCUACGCCUUGCACCAGCGCUGUCCCGCCGACGACAGCGACCGCCACAUCGAGUUCCCAUUCUGCCCUCUGGCCCGCUUCUGCCUGCGAGCGCCGCUGGGCAGCAACCUCAACCGGAGGGCAGGGCCUGGCUUCAGAGGGUGGGAAGUGGAGCACGGCGGGAACGGCUGGGCUGUGGAAAAGAAUUGGACGCUGGUGCCAGGGGCUCCUUCCCAGACCUGCUUCGUGACUUCUUUUGAGUGGUGCUUCAAGAGGCAGCUUGUAGACCUGGUGAAGGAAGGGGUAUGGCCGGAGCUGCUGGACAGUGCCCAGAUUGAGAUCUGCGUAGCUGACUGGUGGGGCGCCCGUGAGAACUGCGGCUGCAUCUACCGGCUUCGGGUCCGCCUACUGGAUGAAUAUGAAAAUGAAGUGGUCAAGUUCUCUGCCUCACCCAACCGCCUUCAGUGGACUGAGGGGAGCUGCUGA